This is a messenger RNA of Pipistrellus kuhlii (Kuhl's pipistrelle), 1601 nucleotides long. RefSeq names its product transmembrane protein 165 (gene TMEM165). The record is from RefSeq and is a predicted model, not a curated record. Gene Ontology annotation, cellular component: Golgi apparatus. Bases 190 to 1158 code for a protein of 322 amino acids. Lineage: Eukaryota; Metazoa; Chordata; Mammalia; Chiroptera; Vespertilionidae. Gene Ontology annotation, molecular function: calcium ion transmembrane transporter activity; manganese ion transmembrane transporter activity. Gene Ontology annotation, biological process: manganese ion transmembrane transport; calcium ion transmembrane transport; Golgi calcium ion transport. The transcript is spliced from 6 exons.
AGAGGGAAGCGCGAGCGGGGCGGCCGUGGACGCCACCGCCACCUCCCGCAUGGUGCCGAGCCGUCCGUAGGCGGCGGCGGCGGCGGCGGCGGCGGCGAGGCCUGCGGGGCGGCGCCGCGGAGGGGGUCGGGGUCGCGGCUUCCCGGCGCCCACACUUCCUCCUGCGGCGGCCGUCUCGGUGGGGGCGGGAUGGCGGCGGCCCCGGGGAGCGGCCGCGCCUCUGCGCCCCGGCUGCUCGCGCUCCUGCUGCUACUUCCGCUGCUGUGGGCCCCGGCCCGGGUCCGGGCGGCCCCCGACGAAGACAGCCUCCGGAACAAGGAGCCGCCGGCGCCCGCGCAGCAGCUGCAGCCCCAGCCCGUGGCCGCGCAGGGCCCCGAGCCGCCGCGGGCCGAGAAAGGACGCACACCAGCUGUCCCAGUUCAUACUAAUAAAGAAGAUGCAGACACCCAAACUAAUUUGGGGUUUAUUCAUGCAUUUGUCGCUGCCAUAUCAGUUAUCAUUGUAUCUGAACUGGGUGAUAAGACAUUUUUUAUAGCAGCCAUUAUGGCAAUGCGCUAUAACCGUUUGACAGUGUUGGCUGGUGCUAUGCUUGCCUUGGGCUUAAUGACGUGCUUAUCAGUUUUGUUUGGCUAUGCCACCACAGUCAUCCCCAGGGUGUAUACCUACUAUGUUUCAACCGCAUUAUUUGCCAUUUUUGGCAUUCGCAUGCUUCGGGAAGGCUUAAAGAUGAGUCCAGAUGAAGGUCAAGAGGAACUGGAAGAAGUUCAAGCAGAAUUAAAGAAAAAAGAUGAAGAAUUUCAACGAACCAAACUCUUAAAUGGACCGGGGGAUGUUGAAACGGGGACAAGCACGAUACCUCAGAAGAAGUGGCUGCAUUUUAUCUCACCCAUCUUUGUACAAGCACUUACAUUAACAUUCUUAGCAGAGUGGGGUGAUCGCUCUCAGCUAACCACCAUUGUUUUGGCAGCUAGAGAGGAUCCCUAUGGUGUAGCUGUUGGAGGGACAGUGGGACACUGCUUAUGCACUGGAUUGGCUGUAAUUGGAGGAAGAAUGAUAGCACAGAAAAUCUCUGUCAGAACUGUGACAAUCAUAGGAGGCAUCGUAUUUUUGGCAUUCGCAUUGUCUGCACUAUUUAUAAGUCCUGAUUCCGGUUUUUAACAAGCUCUAUAUUCAUGUAACUCUUGUGUUUAUGUACAUAGUGUACAUUGAAACUAACAGUGAUGGAAAAUACUGUAUUUUAUAGCAAUGAGUUAUUAUGAUGUCCAAAAGAAAUAAUCAUUGAUUCUAUUUGCAACAUGGAUUUUUAAAAGAAACCUGACGUCUAAGUGUGGAUUUUUCUUUUCUCUAGGAUAAUCAUGUUAAUAUGACCCUUGUUUUAAGGACUCUUUUUGCUUUUGGUGGGGGCAGUAUAUACAGAACCAUUGUGCAGUGGGGUCUAUCAUUUGAUUUCCCUUUUCAGCACUGACUAGUUUGUAAGGAAUAUAUACGUUUUUUUCCUGAAUCACUGAGGUGCUUUAAGAUGUUUAUCUUAGAAUUUUUCCUCCAAGCCAGUAAGCAGCCAUUUAAUCCUAAGUCUUUUCAAAAUUAAGUUGUUUAAAGAA